Molecule: messenger RNA, 1380 nt
Organism: Pipistrellus nathusii (Nathusius's pipistrelle)
Lineage: Eukaryota; Metazoa; Chordata; Mammalia; Chiroptera; Vespertilionidae
Source: the annotation of a GenBank genome assembly
AUGAGAGUGUACAUAUUUCUCUGUUUGAUGUGCUGGGCAAGAUCUGAGAAUAAAAGACCAUGCCUGAAAUUUUCUGAGCUAACUAUAAAAGAUUCCUUCAGAGAUUUGUUUAAUCCCAAAAUGGAGAUAUUUUUGAUAAUGUAUACAAGGAACAACCUAAAUUGUGCUGAGCCACUGUUGGAGCAGGAUAAUUCACUUAAUGUUAACUUCAACACAAGUAAGAAAACAGUCUGGCUUGUUCAUGGAUACAGACCACUGGGCUCCAUUCCAUCUUGGCUUCAGAACUUCUUAAGGAUUUUGUUGAAUCAAUAUGAUGUAAAUAUAGUUGUGGUGGACUGGAACCGGGGUGCCACAACUUUUAUUUAUGAUAGAGCUGUUAAAAACACCAGAAAAGUUGCUGUGAGUUUGAGUGAGUGCAUUCAGAAGCUGUUGAAGCAUGGAGCAUCUCUUGAUAAUUUUCAUUUCAUAGGUAUGAGCUUAGGGGCUCAUAUAAGUGGAUUUGUUGGAAAGAUAUUUCAAGGUCAACUUGGAAGAAUAACAGGACUUGACCCUGCUGGACCAAAAUUCUCCAGAAAACCAUCAAAUGGCAGAUUACAUUACACUGAUGCAAAGUUUGUGGAUGUCAUUCAUUCUGAUACUGAUGGUUUAGGCAUUAAAGAACCCUUGGGACAUAUAGAUUUUUAUCCAAAUGGAGGAAAAAAGCAGCCUGGCUGUCCUAAAUCAAUAUUUGCAGGAAUGAAAUUUUUUAAAUGUGACCACCAGAGAGCCGUCCACUUAUUCAUGGCAGCUUUGGAAACAAACUGCAAUUUUAUUUCAUUUCCUUGUCAUUCAUACAAAGAUUACAAGACUGGUUCAUGUGUGGAUUGUGACAACUUUAAGAAGAAUUCAUGUCCUAGGCUAGGUUAUCAAGCUGAGCUAUGGAAAGAUGUUUUAGAAGAAAGAAUGAAAACAUCUCUUAGGACGACUGUAUUUUUGGAUACUACUGGCAUAAAUCCAUUCUGUACUUAUUAUUUUGUUCUCAGUGUAAUUGCUUUGGAUAACACCAUGAAGGAUGGCUAUAUUACAUUUAAAUUAUUAAACCAGCUUGGAAGGUUUGAAGAACCAAGGCUCUAUAAGAAGAAUAAAUCAUUUUAUAAACUUCAAGAAGUCAAGAUUCUUGCUCAGUUUUUAAAUGAUGUUGUAAAUAUUUCAAGCAUUGGUUUGGUAUAUUAUCAGAGCUCCAACCAGCAAUGUUCCACAUGCCAAUAUAGUAUCCAGCGUCUCAUGUUAAAAUCACUUACAUAUCCAGAAAGACCCCCACUCUGCAAGUAUGAUAUUAUACUUAAAGAAAAUGAGGAGGUAUUUCUCAAUCCAUGUACCUGUGAACCAGAGGAAAUAUAG